This is a messenger RNA of Eptesicus fuscus (big brown bat), 420 nucleotides long. RefSeq names its product ribosomal protein L38 (gene RPL38). Gene Ontology annotation, cellular component: ribosome; cytosolic large ribosomal subunit. Lineage: Eukaryota; Metazoa; Chordata; Mammalia; Chiroptera; Vespertilionidae. Gene Ontology annotation, biological process: translation; protein-RNA complex assembly. Gene Ontology annotation, molecular function: structural constituent of ribosome. The transcript has 6 exons. The record is from RefSeq and is a predicted model, not a curated record. The coding region runs from base 16 to 381 and encodes 121 amino acids.
UCUGACCCGAGAGAGAUGGGCGAGUUCCAAGUGAAGUUCAUGACACCGUACCCAGUUUCCUCCGGGGGAGGGUUUAGUUGCCCGGAAACGGAAGUUUCGUUCUUUUUUUUCACCCUCUUCGCCUCUGGCCACUUGGUGCGCCGGCCGCACGCCCCGUGCCUCGCAGCCAUGCCUCGCAAAAUCGAGGAGAUCAAGGACUUCCUGCUCACAGCCCGGCGGAAGGACGCCAAAUCUGUCAAGAUCAAGAAAAACAAGGAUAAUGUGAAGUUCAAAGUCCGAUGCAGCAGAUACCUGUAUACCUUGGUCAUCACGGACAAAGAGAAGGCCGAGAAGCUGAAGCAGUCCCUGCCCCCGGGUUUGGCGGUGAAGGAGCUGAAAUGAACCCGACAUGCUGAUCUGUAUUAAAACGUUAAAAACUCU